Messenger RNA from Papaver somniferum (opium poppy), 2963 nucleotides. Its product is annotated as G-type lectin S-receptor-like serine/threonine-protein kinase At1g34300. Gene Ontology annotation, biological process: protein phosphorylation; recognition of pollen. The record is from RefSeq and is a predicted model, not a curated record. The transcript has a single exon. Bases 191 to 2653 code for a protein of 820 amino acids. Gene Ontology annotation, molecular function: ATP binding; protein serine/threonine kinase activity. NCBI's taxonomy places the organism in Eukaryota, Viridiplantae, Streptophyta, Magnoliopsida, Ranunculales, Papaveraceae.
ACUGCCAUGAAAAUGAAAUCUUCUUCUUCUCGUCAAAGUCUACUGUUGUUUUUUCUUGACUUCCCUGAUUCCCUUCUCAAGUGAGAAAGAGUAAAACAAAGAAAAUUCAGAAACAAGACCAGAGAUUAUUAUUCCCAUGUAGAAAACAGAGGAUUUUCAAUAGAGAAGUUGCACACACAGAAAGAGAGAUAUGGUGAAGAACCCUUGUUUUGUUUCACUCUCAAUCUUCAUUAUCUUAUCAUUUCUAUCAACAAUUUCAUUUGCACAUAUAGAAUUAGGUUCAUUUCUUCAACCCAACAGUCAAACCAGCAAAUGGGAUUCUCCAAACAACACUUUCUCUCUGGGUUUCAUUCCUGUCUCUUCAUCUCCUCCACUUUACUCUGUUGCCAUCAAUUUUUCCGGCAUACCCAUAUGGAAAGCAGGUGGUGAUUCUGGUAUAGUUGAUUCAAAUUCACGUUUUGAAUUUCUUAGAAAUGGGAAUCUCCGGUUAAUCAAUAGUUCAAGCACAGUUCUUUGGGAAUCAAAUACAGCUAAUCUCGGAGUUACAAUAGCAACACUUGAUAACUCAGGUAAUUUAGCUUUGAGGAAUGGUUCCACUGUUGUUUGGUCUAGUUUUGAUAAUCCAACUGAUACAAUCUUACCAGGACAGAAUUUUACGACUGCUAAAACUCUAAAAUCUGGGCCUUAUUCUUUCAAUCUUACAAAGUCUGGUAAUCUUACACUCAGAUGGAAAACAGACACUCUUUACUGGAACCAAGGUCUUAACUCAUCAAUCAAUUCAAACUUAACAUCUCCAGUUUUGAGUCUUUCUGGUAUUGGAAUUUUACAGCUUAGUGAUAUUACUCUUCAGAGUUCUGUUAGAGUUUAUAGUAGUGAUUUUGGUGACACUGGUAAUCUUUUUAGAUUCUUAAGACUUGAUUCUGAUGGGAAUUUGAGAAUGUAUUCUUCUGUUGGGGGUGGGAAUGCAACUGAGAGAUGGGAAGCUGUUGUAGAUCAGUGUUUAGUUUAUGGGUGGUGUGGUAACAUGGGUGUUUGUAGUUAUAAUGAUACUAGUCCUGUUUGUGGUUGUGCAUCUCGAAAUUUCGAGUUGGAAGAUCCAAAUGAUAGUAGAAAAGGGUGCAAGAGGAAGUCGGAUAUAACAAACUGUUCUAGUUCUUUAACCAUGAUGGAAUUGGAUAAUACUAUGUAUCUCACUUACCAACCUGAACUCUCUUCUCAGCUCUUUUAUGCUGGGACAGCGGGAUGUAAGUCGAAUUGCCUGAAAGAUACCACAUGUAUUGCAUCAACAGCUCUUUCUGAUGGAACAGGAGUAUGUUACUAUAAAACAACAAGUGUUGUUAGUGGGUAUCAUUCGCCUACUAUUCCUAGUAUUUCAUAUGUUAAGAUAUGCGGAUCAGAGGACCCUAAUCCACCUCCAUCUGCUCUUACUGCGGCGCUGAGUGGUAAAUCAUUUCAAUUUCGUGGUUGGAUAGUUGCGGUUGCGGUUUUAGUUACUGUAGUUGCUGUGGUUUUGUUGGAGGGUGGUCUAUGGAUUUGGUGUUGUAGGAACAGCCCAAAAUUUAAUUCAUUAUCGGCGCAAUAUGCGCUACUGGAAUAUGCAUCUGGUGCUCCCGUCCAAUUCUCAUUCAGUGACCUGCAUAGUUCAACCAAGGGAUUUAAGGAGAAACUUGGGUCUGGAGGUUUUGGGACUGUUUAUAAAGGGGUUCUUGCCAAUAGAUCAGUAGUUGCCGUGAAACAGCUAGAAGGAAUUGAGCAAGGGGAAAAACAGUUUAGAAUGGAAGUUGCAACUAUAAGCAGCACCCACCAUUUGAAUUUGGUGAGAUUGGUCGGGUUCUGCUCUGAGGGUCGCCACAGGCUUCUGGUUUACGAGUUCAUGAAAAAUGGGUCCUUGGAUGGUUUUCUUUUUGCGGCGGAUGGAAAUUCAGGGAAAUUAUUGAACUGGGAAAGUAGAUUCAACAUUGCACUGGGGACUGCAAAGGGGUUAACCUAUCUGCAUGAGGAGUGUCGAGACUGCAUUGUACAUUGUGAUAUAAAACCAGAAAACAUUCUUUUGGAUGAUAAUUACAAUGCUAAAGUCUCGGAUUUCGGCCUUUCAAAGCUAAUCAAUCCAAAAGAUCAUCGACGAACUUUGACUAGUGUCAGAGGAACAAGAGGAUACUUGGCUCCAGAAUGGGUGGCUAACCUUCCUAUCACAUCAAAAUCCGAUGUCUGCAGUUAUGGAAUGGUUCUAUUAGAGGUCGUUAGUGGUCGAAGGAACUUCGAUGUCUCGGAAGAAACAUGUUGGAAGAAAUUUUCCAUGUGGGCAUAUGAUGAGUUUGAGAAAGGUAAUAUUUUCAGCAUCGUUGAUAAAAGACUCUCAGAGAAUGAGUUAGACAUGGAGCAAGUGCUAAGAGCAAUUCAGGUAAGCUUUUGGUGUAUUCAAGAGCAGCCAUCCCAAAGACCAAAAAUGGGAAAAGUAGUGCAGAUGCUUGAAGGCAUUGCAGAAAUUGAGAGGCCACCAAUUCCAAAGGCUGCGUCAGAAGUGUCUGUUGGUGGAAUGACCAUGAAUGUUAGUGACAGCAUAAUUGCUUCCUCAACCAUCGCUACUUCAGCUCAUGCUCCCUCCUCCACAUCAUCAUCUCUUAGAUUCUCGAGGGAUCUGACAUCUAUCUAGUUCAGCAUUUUUCAAUAUAAUUGCUGAUUUGCGGAAGAAUAAAGAACCAGGUACCCAAUAAUAAUUUGUAGAGCAUAAAUGUUCUACGCAGUCGUCAAAUAAAAUUCUAUUGUAUAUACUCAUACCUUUACCAUGUCAGAUGAGGAGUAGAAGGUUGUUCUCAUCUUUCUUCAUUUGUUUAGUAAUCUGUAUGUUAGAUUGUUUAGGUUCUAUAUAUAGAAAAAGCCAGGUCUGUAUGGUUUCACAUGUUUAUUACAAGCAAUGUCUAAAUGAAUGUGUAGUUGUUAGUAUCAUAUAUUACAUUAUCAUU